AUGUCCAAAUAUGGGGAAGUAGAUAAUAAUGGUAUAUCAGUUCAAAGUGCACAUUUUCAAUGGUUAAAAAAUAAUCAAAGUAGAUGCAUUGAAAAAAUUGAUAAAAGUAUUAGUUCAUUUAGUAAUAAAAAUUGUGUAAAGGAUUUUUCAGCUAAAAGUGGAAUGUUUAAUGGAUAUAGUGGUUGGUUUACUCAAGUAUUUGUAGACAAAGAAUUAAAGCAAAGAAAUGAUGUUGAUAUCGUGGAAGAAGAUUGUAUUAUGACAAUUCAGCAUGUCAUUCGACGUGAUGCCCAACUUCAACCACCUGAAGGUUUGGAUCGAAUAGAUCAAGCAAAAUUUCCUUUAGAUGGACAAUAUAUAUUUCCUAAUACUGCAGGACAAGGUGUUAAUAUUUUUAUAGUAGAUACUGGAGUUCGUAUUACUCACCAAGAAUUUGAAGGACGCGCUACAUUUGGGGGUUCUUUUUGUGCUGGUUGUAAUAAUCAGGAUGAAAAUGGACACGGGACCAAUGUUGCUGCGAUUGCAGCGGGUAAAACUUUUGGCGUCGCAAAGAAGGCAAAUAUUAUUGCUAUAGGAGUUCUCGGUGCUAAUGGUGGUGGUGCAGUUUCCGGCAUUCUCAAUGGACUAUCGUUCAUUCAAGAUAAUCAUACCAGUGGAAAUAAUAAAAAUUCAGUAGUCAACAUGUCUCUUGGAGGAAAUUUUUCAACAGCGUUUAAUACAGCAGUCCAGAAACUCACAGUAGCUGGAAUCCACGUAGUUGUAGCAGCAGGAAACAAUGGUAAAGAUGCAUGUCAAACUUCACCAGCAUCCGAACCAUCGGCAAUCACCGUCGGAGCCACAGAAGACACAUCAGAUGACCUUACAAAUUUCUCCAACUUUGGAAAAUGUGUUGAUAUUUAUGCGCCAGGUAGAAACGUUGAAGGAGCAGGCAUUAAUAAUAAUACAGAUACUAGCAUAAAAUCAGGCACUUCCCAAGCAACACCGCACGUCGCUGGUACACUUGCACUUAUUAUUGCCAAAAACGGUAACCAAAGCCCAGCAGCCAUGGCCAAAACGUUGAGUAAUUUAUCAACUAAAGGUGUAAUAAUAUUCAGCGGAAAUGCUGCUAAUACUAGUAUAAAUAAUUUUUUACGUGUGCCGGCACCAUAA
Dentiscutata erythropus is the source of this 1149-nucleotide messenger RNA. Lineage: Eukaryota; Fungi; Glomeromycota; Glomeromycetes; Diversisporales; Gigasporaceae. The record is from the annotation of a GenBank genome assembly.